Molecule: messenger RNA, 1570 nt
Organism: Colletotrichum acutatum
Lineage: Eukaryota; Fungi; Ascomycota; Sordariomycetes; Glomerellales; Glomerellaceae
Product: dihydrodipicolinate synthetase
Exons: 3
Coding region: 495-1478 (327 amino acids)
Molecular function (GO): 4-hydroxy-tetrahydrodipicolinate synthase activity
Source: RefSeq, a predicted model, not a curated record
GGCCUUAUGUAAACCUCUUUUUCCGGUCUUUUCCUCCCGUCUCCUCUCCCCCCACUCAACUCUGCAUGGCUCCCGUCCAGCAAGACGACGUCCGACAGCCGGGACCCGUCCGUGGGAAACCCUUUGCAACCUAGAGUUGCUAGUAACGGUCCAGACGGGAUGGUGUCGGGAUGUUCCCCGCUCGGUCGUCUUCUUUGGCGCAACUUGUCCCCACCCCCGCGUCAUCACACCCCGAGAACGCCAUCGAACAAGUCCCUCGCGGGAUUGCCGAGGGACACCGAGACCGGGUCUGACACGUUUUCCAUCGUGAACGUAAAUUCUAACGAGGGGUCAACAAAAACUCACGAUCGAAAGAGGAACAUUGCAGCAUCGUGAUACCCAGAGUCGUCAACCUCAAUCCCCCAAGUCUUUCUCAAGUGAAGCUCAGUCUCUCACAACCUCUAGCUAAUUCACCCCUCUCUCUUCUUCACUCACAAACACACAUACACAUCGCCAUGGCAGACGUCAGAGUACCACCCACGGGCGUCUUCGUCCCAGUCCCAACCUUCUUCCACUCCGCCUCUGAUUCUGCAGGCGCCCUUCAGCCCAAGGUCGACAUCGACACGCAAGUCAAGCACAGCGUCUACCUCGCAAAGAAUGGCAUCCGCGGCCUGGUCCUCCUCGGUUCCACCGGCGAGGCCAUCCACCUGAACAAGGCCGAGCGUCACGACCUCGUCGCCGGCGUCAAGAAGGGCCUCGAGGAGGCCGGUUUCCCCGACUACCCCAUCAUGGCCGGCGUCUUGACCAACGGCAUCGACGAGACUCUCGAGUGGCUCGACGACUACGCAAAGGCCGGCGCCCAAUGGGGCCUGGUUCUUGUUCCUGGAUACUUUGGUACCGCCGCGAACCAGGAGAACAUCAAGGAGUGGUACACUGUCGUCGCUGACAAGAGCCCUCUGCCCAUCCUUGUAUACAACUACCCCGGCGUCACAAACAACGUCCUCGUCGAGCCCGACACGUACAAGGACCUCGCCCAGCACCCCAAGAUCGUUGGUUGCAAAAUGUCCCACGGAAACGUCUCCCUCCACCUCCAAGUCUCCUCCGACCCGCGCAUCGACCACUCCAAAUUCCGCGUCUACAGCGGCUUCGGUCAACAGCUCGCGCCCAUCGUCCUCUUCGGCGCCGCGGGCGUCAUCGACGGUCUCGCCGCUUUCUACCCCAAAACGGUCUCGCGCCUCUUCAGCCUGGCGGAGAAGCGCCCUGUCGACCAGGCCACCCUCGAGGAGGUGCAGCGCCUGCAGUACGCCGUCAGCCGCGCCGAGGACUUCAUCGGCAAGACGGGCAUCAUUGGUAUCCGCGAGGGUAUCAUCCGCAAGGCCGGCUUUGGCGCGCUCGAGGGCGGCCGGUUGCCGCUCAAGGGACGCUUGGAUGAGGGUACUUUCAAGGCGUUGGAUUCGCUCUUGUUUUCGGAUAUCCAAAAAAUUGAGGACUCUCUGUAAGAUACACUAGUAGCUUAGAUGAGUUGGAGCUGUGGGAGCUUAUGAAUUGCAUGAUUGGCCAUGAUACCAAACAUUGAGAGCUUGACUUAGCC